Molecule: messenger RNA, 485 nt
Organism: Erigeron canadensis
Lineage: Eukaryota; Viridiplantae; Streptophyta; Magnoliopsida; Asterales; Asteraceae
Product: 40S ribosomal protein S30
Exons: 3
Coding region: 106-294 (62 amino acids)
Biological process (GO): translation
Cellular component (GO): ribosome; cytosolic small ribosomal subunit
Molecular function (GO): structural constituent of ribosome
Source: RefSeq, a predicted model, not a curated record
CUAACCCUAAUCUAAUUUCUCCUCUCUGCUAUUUCUUGCUGCUGCUGCUGCAAAUACAACCCACCGAAUCCAAAGGCAACAAGAAGAACCAAAAAAAACUUCAACAUGGGUAAGGUUCACGGAUCAUUGGCACGUGCCGGUAAGGUCAGAGGCCAAACCCCAAAGGUAGCCAAGCAAGAUAAGAAGAAACAGCCACGUGGACGUGCUCACAAGCGUAUUCAGUACAACCGCCGUUUUGUUACCGCCGUUGUUGGUUUUGGAAAGAAGAGAGGACCAAACUCAUCUGAGAAGUAAGCUUUGGAGAGGAUGUAGCUUUUUAGUUUAAUGGGAUUGUUUUUACGUUGCUGCUUUGUGUUUUAGACAAUGUUAAUCAUGCUCUAUGUCCUGUAUCUAGUUUAACCGUUCAGGAUUUAUAUUGAGCUCAGUAUUUUGAUACUUACUAUUCUGGAAAGUUGUUGUGAAGGAGUAGCAAAUGUUUUUAAGUA